GCACACUUCUGUGGACGGCGGCAGGACUCCGGAGCGCGUAAACCCACCCCAUAGCGUUGAAAAAGGGACAGCACAUUCAUUAGAGGAAGUAGGAGCAGCCAGACUCAGAUGCAUCACAUGUGCAGCUUAGCCGCUGCUGCAUUAUUCAUACCCAGAGAUGCUGCUUCAGUGAGCAGACGGGUAACAGGACAGGAGACGAGUCUGUGGGGGGUCAACUGGAAAGAGCUUCGAUGUGACAGGAACAGGAAGUGGUGAACAGAGCGAGCUGUGCCUGGUAAAAGAUGAGGCGCUUCUGUUCCUCUAUCAUGACACUGCCUGCAAACCACCUCAGCCUCUCAAAAUAUAGAUUCACCAGGCGUUGUCAUGUAUUUAACUUAAAUUUGGAGGGAGUCUCUUCAGCCCCGUCCUGCCUGGCACCUGUUUGACUGUGUGGAGGUCGAAAUGACACAAAACGGUCCUGGGACUGGUAAAGGUAUCGCAAAACAGGGAGAGGAGCUCAAAAUUGUGAUUGUCGGAGAUGGAGGCUGCGGGAAAACAUCUCUUCUGCUGGUUUAUGCGAAAGGAGAUUUUCCAGAGAAAUAUGCGCCAUCAGUGUUUGAAAAAUAUGUCACCACUAUCUCUCUCGGAGGAAAAGAGAUAAAACUCAAGCUAUAUGACACAGCAGGACAGGAGGACUAUGACAGACUACGGCCACUCUCUUACCAAGAGGCCAAUCUGAUUCUGGUUUGCUUCGACGUGACGAACCCAACCAGCUUUGAGAACGUCCUGAUAAAGUGGUACCCAGAGGUGAAGCAUUUCUGUCCGGACAAACCGGUCAUCCUGAUUGGCUGCAAGACUGACCUCAGGCAGGAUAAGGAGUGUGCAAGAAAACUGAGGGCCUUGGAUCUGGCUCCCAUCACGUACACACAGGGUGAGGAGACUGGGCAGCAGAUGAACGCAGAGCUGUACCUCGAGUGUUCGGCCAAGUACCAGGAGCACGUAGAGGACAUUUUCAGAGAGGCCGCCAAGACGGCUUUGGCCUUUGGUCGAAAACAAAGGCACUGUAGGAGGAAGAAGAAAUGUGUGGUUUUUUGAAGUCAAAGUCAAGGAUGGAGGCUUGAGGACCCCACUAUGCAGACAUAGUGUUCCAGAAGGCUCAAGAGUUCAAGUGAUGGAAAUGACUACCGCCGAAAAUAGCCCACAACUCACCCACUGUGAGGUCCAGCUGAUUCCUCUCUCCCAGUGCUCGCAGCCGGUACAAGCAGCCGCUCUGGUAGUAAUACUGCAGGAACUGAACGAAGCCUGGAGGACAAAUGGAUUCACAGAUUUACAGCACAGUCGACAUGAGAAGAUCUCAGAUCAUCUAUUUUAUGUGUGUCUUCAUCAUUAUCAUCAAAACAAAGUUACCGUCCCCCAGAAACAGUCAAAAACAAAAAGUAAACAGUAGACUGUGAUGUGAAGCUUUACACACAGAAAAGGUUUCAUUAUGUCCUAAAAAAACAAAACAACAAAGAGCCUCACGUUCUCAGUUUAGGCUGAAUUUGUGAUCUGGUGACGUCUCAACACCCAAAACCAUGACCAGAAAGCCUCAUCACAUCAGCUGUCACAUUAUGAGUCCACAUGUGAUGUACUGAAGCGUAACCACCAGUGCGAUGUGACUUCACUUCUCUAUUCUAUAAAUACCUGGCUGAUCACCUGAUAAUGAAAACAAAGUUGCAGUCCCACAUUCAGGUUUUCAUUUAGCUGAAUAGCAAAUAAAGUUUGUAUCAGAUGACAAGGACGCAACUGUAACAACAGUUCUCCUUCUACAGCCGGCGUCUGAACCUUAUGAUGAAACCCUUGUUACCUAAAAUCCACAUUACCCUUUGUCACACAAGCCUCAGUAAGCCCACAUAAAUACAAAGUAGUGUACCAUCUGCUAAUUUUGUCCCAUAUCUCGCAAACGGAUUCAAAGUUCUUACUCUGAUAGAUGGAGAAAGCAAGAAACUGGCUUCUGAACAUCUGAUACAUGGGCCCCUCUGGCCUGUUGAAUAGUCACAAGGAAAAAUUAUAUGAACACGUUCAUGGUAGCCACUAAUAUCUACAUGUGCAGUUCAAACAAUGCAAUGGCAAAAACUCACCAGGUAAGCAUUACACCCGACAGAAAGGUGGACACAUAAUGGUGAGACACCCACCAGCCCUUGAUCCUGGACACCGCGCAGAGUUUGUGAGGAGACGGAGAAAAGAAAGAAGAAAAAACGCUAGAACUGUAAACCUCGGGAAUUCUGCAAACACUGCAGCAAUCUCACUUUCAGUAUAAAUAAACAAGAACAAGAACUCGGUU
Messenger RNA from Scophthalmus maximus (turbot), 2302 nucleotides. It is a transcript of the gene rhof, whose product is annotated as ras homolog family member F. The transcript is spliced from 6 exons. Gene Ontology annotation, biological process: cell migration; small GTPase-mediated signal transduction. Gene Ontology annotation, molecular function: GTP binding; GTPase activity. The record is from RefSeq and is a predicted model, not a curated record. NCBI's taxonomy places the organism in Eukaryota, Metazoa, Chordata, Actinopteri, Pleuronectiformes, Scophthalmidae. The coding region runs from base 442 to 1074 and encodes 210 amino acids.